Molecule: messenger RNA, 2951 nt
Organism: Durio zibethinus
Lineage: Eukaryota; Viridiplantae; Streptophyta; Magnoliopsida; Malvales; Malvaceae
Cellular component (GO): endoplasmic reticulum
Molecular function (GO): lipid binding
Source: RefSeq, a predicted model, not a curated record
AUUUUAUUAUUAUAUUCUUAAAACCAGUUACCGCGUAAGAAAGAAAGAAUAAAUAGUGUAGAAGAGUUGAAUCAAAUCAAAGAAGGAUAGAUAGUGUGAAGAGAAGAGUUGAAUCAAAUCAAAGAAGGAUAGGAUAGGAUGUUGAGUGUGUUCGUUGUUGGGUUGAUUGUUGGGGUCUUAGCAGUUGUGAGUGUGGAAAUUGUUGGACUGUUGUUUGUGUUGAAUCGAUUGAACCGGAAGAUCAAACGAGAUUCUCAAUCUCAUGCAGCUGCCCAGAAUCCUCGACUCGAUUUCGCUUAUAACAAGCAGGGGAUUGUUUGGGUUGUUGAAUCGGAAAAACUUCCAGCCAGAGAGCAGAAGAGAAAGAAGGACAUGCCGUUGGACGUUUAUCCUGCUCGAAAACAUGCCAAAAUCCAAGACAACAAGCUAAUUUUGACCACGCAUUCUGAUGCUUCCCGCGCCACUAUCCCCCUCAAGGGCUGCGUCAUUGAGGCUGUUUCCGCUACUAACUUACCCUCAAGAAAAUGGGCCAAGAGAUUUCCAAUAAAAGUGGAAAGCAAGACUUCACUAAUCUACAAUGGAAGUAAAAUCAUUUACCUUUAUCUCGAGACUUCCUGGGAGAAGGAGUCAUGGUGCAACGCUCUUCGUCUUGCUUCAUGUGAGGACAAAGAAAAGCUGAAAUGGUUCACCAAGUUGAAUGUAGACUUCCAAGCUUACCUGGCUUCUUUAAAUACCGGAUAUCCAUCAUUUAUGAAACCCUCAUUAGGUUUUGGUGCUGAGCCAAUCGAUAAGGGAAGUAGCUUUGACGGAUCUUCAUCGAAAGUUAGAUUAUUAUGGAAAAAGAUUUCCAGAAAGGCUUUAAAGCCUGGUAUAGAAAAUAAGGGAAUUUUAACAAAUCAAUCUGCCCGUGAAGAGAGAAAAACUUGUGAGAAACGACAUCCAUUCCAAGAUUCAGUGACUAACAAGGUGCCUAACAGUUUGACUGAAGAAAAUAUGGCAUGUCCAUUACCACAAGGUUUUCCUCAAACAGCAAGUCAAAGCUGUACUUCUGUUGCUUCUGAUGCUGAUUCUGAACAAGACAGGCUUAAUUUCGAUGAAGGAACACUCUGCUGGAACUUAUUAAUUUCUCGAAUCUUUUUUGAUAUCAAAGGCAAUGCUGGGUUGAAAAAUUCCAUUAAGACACGAAUUCAGAGAACAUUGUCCAAUAUGAGGACCCCUAGUUACAUAGGUGAAGUCAUUUGUACUGAUGUAGACAUUGGGAAUCUCCCACCUUAUAUCCAUGCAAUGAGGCUUCUUGCCACGGACAUGAAUGAGGUAUGGGCAUUCGAAGUUGAUGCUGAAUAUUCUGGUGGAAUUCUGUUAGAUGUUGAGACAAGACUUGAAGUUCAAGACUUAGAUUUUCAAGAAGGCAUAGUAGAUACAAAUUCAGGAUCAAAUUCUGUUGAGAAUAUGUCUUCAGACCUUCUUGAAGGCUUUGAGCAUUUUGGAAAGCGUUUGAAUCUUCCUGAAGAGGAUGAGGUCAACCCUAAAGUUGAUGGUCUGAAAGGCUCAAAAGCUACAUCGACAACAAGUUAUGUGUCUCGAUGGAAAUCUGUUCUAAAUUCCAUAGCCAAACAGGUUUCCCAGGUGCCUUUGUCUUUGUCGAUAAGGGUUGUAUCCCUUCGAGGAACACUGCAGUUAUUUAUAAAGCCACCUCCUUCUGAUCAGUUAUGGUUUGGCUUCACAUCCAUGCCUGAUAUAGAGUUUGACCUUGAGUCUUCUGUUGGGGAACAAAAGAUUACUAGUGGACAUCUUGCUUUUUUCUUGAUCAGUCGGUUUAAGGCUGCAAUUAGGGAAACUAUGGUGCUUCCAAACCGUGAAAGUGCAUGCAUUCCUUGGAUGUUAGCAGAAAAAGAUGAUUGGGUCCCAAGGAAAGUUGCUCCAUUUAUAUGGCUUAAUCAAGAAGCAGUUUCUGAUAAUAACAUUGUGCGUGAAGCUCUAGGUCAUCAACUAAGUGACUCAAAAGCAAAGGAAAAUGGUAGGAAAUCCUCAAGUUCUCAUCAGGAAAGCAAGCAUCUAAAGCCGAAGGUGGAUUCCUUUCAGCCACCAAUCAUUGAGUCUGUAGCCAUGCCCUCAUCAAGCGCUGUGAUUUCUUCUUCUAUCGGGAGUAAGUCAUCGCAAGAUCUAAGAACUCCCCUUCUCACAACUGAUGAACCACAUGACACAAGCCAGCAGAAUAGAGAGGAAACUUCAGGCUCUCAGUCAUUAUCUAGGGCUUUGACAGAGUUUGGAAGGCCGAGUGACGUAGUUGAUGAGAAUGAUCCAAGGCCAAAGAAGAUGGGGAGGAGGGCAAGGAUGCUUGAUUUGGGGAAGAAAAUGGGAGAGAAACUUGAAGAGAAGAGGCGUCACAUUGAAGAAAAGAGUAGGCAUAUUGUUGAGAAGAUGAGAGGACCUUGAGACAACUGAAACAGAAACUACCAGCUAAAGUUCACUAGGUAUUCUUGAUACUUUCAUUCAUUUUCUGCUUAAAACGCCCUGAAUGUCAACGUGAAAAAAGAAUAGUAUUACUGGAGGAUGGAUGAGCUUUAUUUGGAUAUUAGUUAACUCAUUCAAAUACUUCUGUUCAUCAAAUACAAAAAACUAUAUUUGGUUCUGACAUGUUAUCUCAUCAUCCACAAGGGUAUACAUUAUUACAUAUGUAAAUGUGUAGAAAAUUGAAGGCAUCUUUGGCUUCAGCUAGACAUAUCAUCAUGUAUAUCUUUAAACUACGAAAUUGUUUAUUUUUCCUCGAAAUCAUAGGAGUCUCCCUGCCUAAUCCCCUUGAAUAUGCUUUGUUUCCAAUUUUAGGGAGAGAAAUAUCAGAAAAGAAAGCAAAGAGACCCAUACAAUGUUUAGUGAAGUAUAUUUUGCCAUCUUUGGUUAAUAUAGUUGCUGCAUUUAUAGAACAUUAAGGGGCUGAUGUUUAGUAAAAA